Molecule: messenger RNA, 1935 nt
Organism: Salvia splendens (bonfire salvia)
Lineage: Eukaryota; Viridiplantae; Streptophyta; Magnoliopsida; Lamiales; Lamiaceae
Product: cyclin-D1-1
Exons: 6
Coding region: 182-1189 (335 amino acids)
Source: RefSeq, a predicted model, not a curated record
UCUCAACUGACCAAAACCUACAGUCUUUCCCUCUCUCACUCUCUCUUCUUCACUCACCUUUCCUUUCUCUCACUCACGUUUUCCCAGCGGAUAAACCGUCCAAUCCGGCGAUACAGAGCUCAAUUUCUACAAAAUAUGAUUCGAAGAGAAUGACAAGUCGUCUUCGGCGCUCGAUUUCGCCAUGUCACUGUCGUCGUGCUCAGACUGCUUCUCCGACCUCCUCUGCGGCGAGGCCUCCAGUAGUAUUAUCUCCUCCGGUGGAGGAUAUUUCUCGCCGGAAUACUCAUCGAACUUCGAUUCUCAGGCGUCGGACGUCGCGGAGUCCAUCUCCGGGCUGUUGGAAGACGAGAAAGAUCUAGCAGGAAUCAGUAUCUGCCGCGCCGUCGAUCAGCCGAUCGAUGCGUCGGUUAGAGCUGAAUUUGUUGCAUGGAUUCUCAAGGUGCAACGAUAUUACGGUUUUCAGCCGUUAACGGCGUAUCUCUCCGUCAACUAUUUUGAUCGUUUCGUUUGCUGCCAUCAGCUACCGAAAAUGAGUGGAUGGCCGCUGCAACUGCUCUCUGUUGCAUGUUUGUCUUUAGCUGCAAAGAUGGAGGAACGGCUUGUUCCUUGUCUUUUGGAUCUUCAGGUAGAAGACCCAAAAUUUAGUUUUGAAGCCAGAACUAUUCAAAGAAUGGAACUUCUAGUUUUAAGUGUGUUGGAUUGGAGACUUCGAUCUAUUUCCCCAUUUUGUUAUCUCCCAUUUUUCGCGCUCAAGAUUGACCCCUCUGGAACUUACACCGACUUCCUCACUACAAGGGCCAAAGAAAUAAUCUUCUCUACAUUUAAAGAGACCAGCUUGCUUGGGUGUAGGCCAUCUUGCAUUGCUGCUGCAACAAUACUGUGUGCAGCAAAUGAUUUGCCAAAAUUCUCACUCAUCACUGCUCAACAUGCUGAGUCAUGGGGUGAUGGACUCCGCAAAGAUGAAAUAAUGAGUUGUCACCAGCUGAUUCGAAAAUACGUGUUCAAAAUUAGGCCAAAGAUGCAGCCAAAGGUAUUCCCGCAGCUUCGAGUCACAAACAGAGCAAGUAUGGACUGCACUGAUUCAUUAUUGGCUUCUCCAUCUUUUAAGAGAAAGAGUGAUGGGAAUGGGAUAGUUGAAAAUGAAGAGACUUUGAUUAAGAGGGUUAAAUAUGAAGGCUUGCAUAAUUAAAUAGUAAUUUAAUAGAAAUAAUUCGUCUAGAAACCUCAAUGGAGUACUUUUAUUUCUCAGAGGGUGAUGAGAAAGUUUGAAGAGUGCAUAGAUUAGCAUUAAUGUGUACAAAAAAAAGAUGUUUGAAAAUUCUUGUGAGAUUUAAUUCUAACCCCUUCUUGGUCGGGAGGGUGGUAAUAGUCAAUCAUUUGUGUACACAACUACACAUGAAUGAUUAGCGAUGGGAAUUUAAUUAGUACUAUAUGUGAGUGAGCAAGAUGAUUGGGAGGUGUUUGAGUUUAUGAAACUGUUUUAGGGAGUAGUACUUUGGUGGAGUGGCUGUGGGAGUGAUGGGGUAUGAAUGAAUUGAAUGCAAUUGAAAGAGAGAUUGGUGGGACCAAAAAUGCCAGAAAUUUGAGGGAUGCUGCAACUCCUUUAAUUGAAGAAUUUUAUGUAGUAUGAAACGUGUACAGAUCGAUAGUCCACGUGUGAAUGUUUUGGCGGGAAAUUUGUUUGAACAAAGUCCUCACGGACUGGCGCGCGUGUACACGUGUCAUAUUUGGAUUUCUCUUUUUCUAUUUAAUUUUGUUAAUUUGAGACGACAGCGACGUGUCAUUGUUUGAAAUGAAUAUGCGUAUAGCUAGGUUUUAUUUAUUUACUCCAUUUAUUGCUUGUAAUAAGAUUGGGGAUGACUGAUGAGUCUGUUUGAGACCCCAUAUUCGCGGGACUGCAACUGCAUGUGGAUUGACAACGAGGAUUUUGUAGCA